Molecule: messenger RNA, 2676 nt
Organism: Hippocampus zosterae (dwarf seahorse)
Lineage: Eukaryota; Metazoa; Chordata; Actinopteri; Syngnathiformes; Syngnathidae
Gene: rbm28
Product: RNA binding motif protein 28
Exons: 20
Coding region: 255-2501 (748 amino acids)
Molecular function (GO): RNA binding
Source: RefSeq, a predicted model, not a curated record
CGUCCGUACAGAUUUCAUGUGGCUUCCAAGAUGGCCGCCUACAUCAUGUAAACAUGCGACCUCAUUUGGUCGUGCCCGUCGCAGAAAUUUCAUCUAUUUAACUUUAUUUCCGCUGUAAUAAUGUAUACGGUAUUAGAUAGUUAGACAGAACCGUGAAGAUACACCGUUUGGGACUACUUUUGAUUUAUUUAUUUUAUCCUGAAAGACAGUCUAGCAUUGGCCUGCUAACGUUAGCGAGGCAGCAGAUAGCAAGCAUGCCAGGUCAUACUCUGUUCGUCAACUGGUUGCCGAAGUCCGCUUCCAAUGAACGACUUGAGGAGAUUUUCUCCGAGAUCGGUCCUGUCAAGAAAUGUUUCGUGGUCAAAGACAAAGGUGCAGCAAAAUGCAGAGGAUUUGGCUACGUGACAUAUGCAUUGGAGGAGGAUGCACAACAAGCAUUGAAAGAUAUCAAGGAGUAUGAUGGAACAAAGCUUUUGAUCUCGGUGGCUAAGAAGAAAUCGGUGGACAAAAGGGGAAAAAAGAAAACAGCUAUAGAAGAAUCUGAUGCAGCCUUACCAGCAGGGCCACCACCACCGAAGGCAACUGAGCGGAAUGUUAAAAAGACCCUCAAGAAAAGGACACUAAAAGCUCGACUUAUCAUUAGGAAUCUCAGUUUUGAGUGCUCAGAGACGGAUCUUGUGCAGAUUUUUGCCCAGUUUGGAGAAGUGCUUGAUGCCAAAAUACCUCUUAGACCUGAUGGUAAGAUGCGAGGCUUUGCAUUUGUCCAGUUCAAAAAUUUGAUCGGGGCACACAAAGCGCUUCGAGAUAUGAACCUGAAAAUGAUUAAAGGUCGCCAGGUGGCUGUUGACUGGGCUCUGCCGAAGGACAAGUAUGUUGCCAUGGUGGUGACUCCCAGUGAAGAGUGUACGACUGGUGAAGAUACCACUAAGAAACAAUCGGAGCCUCAGGCUGAUGCUGAGGAUAAGGACAAGGAAAUGUGUGAAGCAACUCACAGGAAGUUCAGUCCAAAAGCAUCCGGACAACAGGAGGAGGAGGAUGAUGAUGAUGAUGAUGACGACGAUGAUGAUGAUGAAGAAGAAGCAGACAGUGAGGAAGACAGUGACAGUGCUAGCAUUGAUUCGGCCGAGGAUGAAGAUGAGAAUGAUGAUGAAGAUGAGGAGGAUGGUGAUGAAGACCAAUCAGCUCAAAAGAAGUCAAAGACAUCGCUCCCCUCUGACGUGAUGGAGGGAAGAACAAUUUUCAUCAGGAACUUGUCUUUCGAUACCGAGGAAGAGGGCCUGGAGGAAGUUCUCCUCCAAUAUGGAGAAAUGAAUUACAUCAAGAUUGUUUCCCAUUCAAACACGGGACAUUCGAAAGGUUGUGCCUUUGCCCAAUUUAAAACCAAAGAGGCAGCGGACAAAUGCAUCGCCGCAGCGCAGGACACGGCAGAGGCUGGCGGAAUCCGAGUGGACGGGAGGAAGCUGCUGAUUGUGGCCGCUGUCAACAGAGAGGACGCUGCCAAGUUGAAGGUCAAAAAGGUCAAAGUCCAAACGGGCACCAGGAACUUGUAUCUGGCUAGAGAAGGAUUGAUCCGUCCUGGAAGCAAGGCGGCCGAGGGUGUGCCUGAAGCAGACAUGAUCAAAAGAGCCAGAUUUGAAGAUUUAAAAAGAGCUAAGCUGCGGGACAUCAACGUGUUUGUCUCCAAGAAUCGUUUGUGUGUCCACAACCUGCCAAAAUCCUUAGACGACAAGAAGCUGCGAGCGCUAUGCUUACAGGGGCUAGCCGGCAUCGAAAGCGUGAGGAUAACAGAGUGCCGCAUCAUGUAUGACAGGAAGCCUGAGAAGGGUCAAGUCAUGGGCCACUCUCUAGGCUACGGCUUUGUCCAGUUUCAGGAGCACGAGCACGCUUUGGCCACGCUGCGCUACCUCAACAACAACCCCGACAUCUUUGGCGCACACAAGAGACCCAUUGUCGAGUUUUCCCUGGAAGAUUCCCGCAAGCUCAAGAUCAAAGAAAUGCGACUGCAAAAAAGCAAGAAUUUCAACAAACAAGGUGGACGUAGUGUGACGCCUCAGAUGAGAAAAGCCUGGACUGGACAAGACUGGAAAAGAAACAAGCAAGGUUUGUCAUCAGCUCCUCACAACAAACCGAGACCCAGCCAACACUGCGGCUUCCAGACCAAACCCGAAGUGGAGCAUGUGGACCUUCAGAACGGAAAGAAGCGGAGGAAAGUGCUGCCCUUCACGUCCCACCGAGGACCCAAGAUCAGAAUGCGUGACAAAGGGAAGCAGAAGGCUCCGCCCCCCAAGAAAGCUCAGCGUGGAGGCAGCAGAAAAGACCGUCAAACGUGGCAGAUGGAGAAGCGCACACAGACAAGAAAUCAGGCAAAAGGUCCAAUGAAGCAUUCGAGAAACAGGGGCAGCGAUCGAUUUGACAAUCUGGUGGAGCAGUACAAGAAGAAACUUCUCUCACACAGCGAAAAAAGCUCUGGUAUGAGAAAAAACAAGUGGUUUGUUAAGUAAACUCAUUUGCAUUUGGACGUUUGGAAUCAAUUCCUGAUUCAGUGGUGAGGUGUCAUAAUUGUACACAAUGUUUGAAUGAAGCUCCUGUGUUAAACUAUUAUGAUCUCCCCUGUCAAACAAACAGGUGUUUUUAUUGUACAUUUAGGCUGUCUUUAUAUUAAAACGAUGAAAACAA